Molecule: messenger RNA, 1277 nt
Organism: Dermacentor silvarum
Lineage: Eukaryota; Metazoa; Arthropoda; Arachnida; Ixodida; Ixodidae
Product: tubulin beta chain
Exons: 5
Coding region: 83-1207 (374 amino acids)
Biological process (GO): microtubule cytoskeleton organization; mitotic cell cycle
Cellular component (GO): microtubule; cytoplasm
Molecular function (GO): GTP binding; GTPase activity; structural constituent of cytoskeleton
Source: RefSeq, a predicted model, not a curated record
GUGAAACAUUGUUUUCUUUUUCUUUGUUUCAGGUGGCAAGUAUGUGCCCCGCGCCAUCCUCCUGGACUUGGAGCCAGGAACCAUGGACUCCGUCAGAUCAGGACCCUUCGGACAGCUGUUCAGGCCCGAUAACUUUAUAUUUGGUCAGAGCGGUGCGGGCAACAACUGGGCCAAGGGUCACUACACCGAGGGCGCCGAGCUUGUGGACUCCGUCCUGGACGUGGUACGAAAAGAGGCCGAGAGCUGCGACUGCCUGCAGGGAUUCCAGCUGGCACACUCGCUGGGCGGCGGCACGGGCUCCGGCAUGGGCACGCUGCUCAUCUCCAAGAUCCGGGAGGAAUACCCGGACCGCAUCAUGAACACAUUCAGCGUCAUGCCUUCCCCAAAGGUCUCCGACACCGUCGUCGAGCCGUACAAUGCCACCCUGUCUGUGCACCAGCUGGUGGAGAACACCGACGAGACCUACUGCAUCGACAACGAGGCUCUAUAUGACAUUUGCUUCCGAACGCUCAAGCUCACCACUCCCACUUACGGAGAUCUCAACCAUCUGGUUUCUGUCACAAUGUCCGGAGUCACCACGUGUCUUAGGUUUCCCGGCCAGCUGAACGCUGAUCUGCGCAAACUAGCCGUCAACAUGGUGCCCUUCCCACGCCUCCACUUCUUCAUGCCUGGCUUCGCUCCACUGACGUCGCGAGGCAGCCAGCAGUACAGAGCGUUGACCGUGCCGGAGCUCACUCAGCAGAUGUUUGACGCAAAGAACAUGAUGGCUGCCUGCGAUCCGCGCCACGGCCGCUACCUCACAGUUGCCACCAUUUUCCGUGGUCGCAUGAGCAUGAAGGAGGUGGACGAGCAGAUGCUGAACGUGCAGAACAAGAACUCGAGCUACUUCGUCGAGUGGAUCCCGAACAACGUCAAGACUGCUGUCUGUGACAUUCCGCCUCGCGGACUGAAGAUGUCAGCGACGUUCAUCGGGAACAGCACCGCCAUCCAGGAGCUCUUCAAGCGGAUCUCCGAACAAUUCACUGCCAUGUUCCGUCGCAAGGCCUUCCUUCACUGGUACACCGGAGAAGGUAUGGACGAGAUGGAGUUCACAGAGGCCGAAUCGAACAUGAACGACCUCGUGUCUGAGUACCAGCAGUACCAGGAGGCCACGGCCGACGACGAGGGCGAGUUCGACGACGAAGACGCCCUUGCCGACACUGCUUAAACGACUGUCACCGCUGGAUUGAAGAAUUGGAGGUUUCUGAUAAAAUAAAUGAUAUAUAUUAGGCAAGUCA